AUGACCUCCCAGGAGAAAAGUAGGCUGUACCGCGGGACUUCGGAGAUGAUAAUUGGGUGGUCGGGGGACGUCUGGGUGUUUACUGAGCAAAGCGCCCGGCAAAAGAAUGGGGUAAUUGUGCCAGGAAAUGUCCAGAGGUUCAGUAGGAAGGGAGAAGUUGUCCUGGUGAGCGAUUUCAACUCCCGAGUGGGGAAAGCUUUCAGUAGAGGACAGGCGAUCGGGCAGCACGGAGAAGGCAAAGUGAAUGGCAACGGAGUGAGGAUGCUUGAAUUCUUGGGAAGCAACGAACUGAUGGUGUUGAACGGGGAACGUAGAGAAGUCUUCAAGCAGUACCUGAGUGAGGCGUCUGAGGAGAGUUGGGAAAAGUACAGGGCCAAGGAAAAACAGGUGAAGGGACGAGUGAACAAGGAGAAAAAGCGUAUUUGGGACGAAGUCGUGCAGAAGGCCAACAGAGACUUGGAGGGGAACGUCAAGCAGAUGUGGGAAGGGGGUCCCACAAGGUUGCACCCGUCCCCAACAUUGUUCCAGAUGUUCAUCAACGAUCUGUUGGAAGUCGUAGAGGCAGUCCGAAAGGGAGUAAAAGUAGGGGACACGGAAACGUCGGUUUCAGGAAUGCUGUUUGCGGAUGAUUUUGUCGGUAUGUCGGACACCCCUGAGGGACUACAAAUGCAAUUUGACGUGGAGAAAAAGUUUACUCUAGUGGACCAGUACACAUACCUCGGAGUAGAGAUCGCAAAAGACUGCUCGGGGAAUGCACACAUGUUAGCGGAAAAGGGCAAAGCACGAGCAGGGAAGCUGUACCCAAUACUCAAAAACCGGCACCUCGAUAAACGCACCAAAUUGACGGUUUUGAAGAGCGUAAUCGUACCGUCUCUAGAGUACGCCGGAGAAGCAUGGGAAGGAAA
Molecule: messenger RNA, 905 nt
Organism: Ectocarpus sp. CCAP 1310/34
Lineage: Eukaryota; Phaeophyceae; Ectocarpales; Ectocarpaceae
Source: the annotation of a GenBank genome assembly